UAUUCAGCCGCCAUGUCACCGAGUUCGCUGUUUGUCGUUCUGACCCUUGGCGGCUUUUGUGUCGCUGCACAGAUACCUGGAGGCUACAACGACAUAAAUGUGAAUAGUCCGGAGGCUAAAAAGGCAAUGCGGUUUAUCGUUAAAGAGAGGCUGAAACAGUCAAACGAGAAAGUCGUCGUGGUGAAGGUCACUCGUGCAGAGAAACAGGUGGUCAAGGGUUUCAACUACAGGCUGACAUUUGAGGCUCGAAUAUGCAAGAAAGGGAAGGUAUGCGUUUCAACAGAGAACGAGCCACCGCAACACUGCGUGGCAGUUGUCUUCCAAGCACUGAAUGGAAAGCGUGGGCUCACUUCAUUCGAAUGCCACAAGCCCUCGUCGAAGCCUUGACGUCUUCCAAGGGUAUAGCCCUUACCCUGUGCCUCGUUUCGAUCUACACUCUCAACGCAAUAUGAGGAAAUAAAGUCUGCGAUGAAAGUGUGAAACCUGA
This is a messenger RNA of Ornithodoros turicata, 487 nucleotides long. Its product is annotated as salivary cystatin-L-like. Gene Ontology annotation, molecular function: cysteine-type endopeptidase inhibitor activity. The record is from RefSeq and is a predicted model, not a curated record. Lineage: Eukaryota; Metazoa; Arthropoda; Arachnida; Ixodida; Argasidae. The transcript has 3 exons. The coding region runs from base 13 to 387 and encodes 124 amino acids. Gene Ontology annotation, cellular component: cytoplasm; vesicle.